AUGGCUCUUACUCCUAUUAUGACUGUCGAAAUCGAGCGAUGGUUGAGAAAUCUAUGCACAUCGAGUACAUGUUCCGCCCCUGCAGCCUCUGCUCCUAAAAUCGUCCUAUCUAAAGUCCAAGGAAAACCGCCCCUCUCCUCUCUCCCCAGCACAGACCAAAAGCGAAUGGUACAACUACGCAUGUGGACUCGCUGCUUUGCGAAAACAGCAGGAAAGGAAGCGCAACGGACUCUCGGUCGGGAACCAAAACACAAUGAGGAAGACGUCGAUGGAGUUUCUGCAACCAAUGCGGCGGCCAGGCCCACGAAAACGAAAACAGUCCGACGGAAAACCGCCCCUCUCCUCCCUUCGUAUCCUUCCGAACCCCAUAGUGUCCCUGACUAUGUCUCCUCACCAGACCCACCACCCAGAACAUAUCAGCCUUCCCCAGGCGCGCGCGCAGUCUCCCACAGCCCCUCUCCUGAAGCAGUCUCCGAUUCCAAAGAGCAGGACCUCAGUCUACAUGGAGUACUCCCUCCACCCGCGCCUGAAACCUCGAAAAGAAACAUGGCAUGGACUCCCCGGGCGCCAGAAGACAAAAACGGACCCACCACCCCUUUGAUUGACGAUCCCCCUCCGAUGGUUAUUCUCGAUUCGACAAAAAGUCAUACAAGAAAAGAGGAGCGCCACGCCACGCGGCGAUACAUUCACGCCACAGACGAAGUUUACCUCCAGAAAUGGAACUCAGGACGUGUCUCUGCAAAAGUCAGCAAGGAUUCUCGAAUGUGUUUGGCAGACUGCCCUCUCUCGUCUACUCAACACCCUUGA
This is a messenger RNA of Trematosphaeria pertusa, 807 nucleotides long. RefSeq lists its product as uncharacterized. The record is from RefSeq and is a predicted model, not a curated record. NCBI's taxonomy places the organism in Eukaryota, Fungi, Ascomycota, Dothideomycetes, Pleosporales, Trematosphaeriaceae. Bases 1 to 807 code for a protein of 268 amino acids. The transcript has 4 exons.